Clunio marinus is the source of this 3076-nucleotide messenger RNA. The record is from the annotation of a GenBank genome assembly. NCBI's taxonomy places the organism in Eukaryota, Metazoa, Arthropoda, Insecta, Diptera, Chironomidae.
UCGCGUGAUUAUUUUUCAUUUAUGGCCUUAGUUUAUUUUUAAAGCUCAAAUAGUGAACUAGUAUUAGCGAACAAGUAAACGAGUUUAACUUGAAUUAUUGGAAUAUUUUUUCUUUUAAAUUUAUUUUUCGUAUUGUCAUUCCUUGAUCUUUAUCGACCUCAAAUUCGCAUUUGUCAAUGUGACAUUGAUUGACAUAAAGCUUAAAUUUAUUUCUUUUGAUUGCAUUCUGCGAUUACCAUUUUACUUUCAAUUUUUUGUAUUUUCCGGAGAAUUUAAUUAAUGGACUUUAAUUAAAAAUGAUUUUCAAUUCAGCUCCAAUUUUUUAUCGAGUGGUAAGCAGCGUUAAGAAGAUGCCUUGCCCAUUUUUAACACGUCUUAGUGCCAACUAUGUUCGCAACUAUGCGCCGAUUCUUCUAAAGACCUACGGAAAUCAAUGUCCGGUUGUUACUCGUGCAAUCUCUCAAAUUGGAGGUGUAGGUGGUGGAUCAUCAAGUGGCUCCUCAACGCCUCAAACACCCCCGGAAUCUCCGAUUAAAAAACUGGAAGUGAAGAGAAACAUCAGUUCACUUCAACAACCUAAGGAAAUAAACACCGGUGACAAGAAAUGUCCAUUCUUGUCGAGUACUGGUGCUCAAGUUAAGGAAGUCAAUGAAGCGAUACAAGACAUUCCACCGAAUCGUUCUUCGGAAGUUCCAUUCGCUUAUGAAGACUUUUUUCACGAGCAAAUCAUGAAAAAGAAGAAGGAUCAUUCGUAUCGCGUCUUCAAAAAAGUUAAUCGUCUUGCUGGUGUCGGUCAAUUUCCGACAGCUAAAGAAUAUUCAUGGGGUGAACGUCCAAUAACUGUGUGGUGCUCCAACGACUACUUAGGUAUGAGCUCUCAUCCUGAAGUGAAGAAAGCUGUUGGUAAAGCUUUAGAAGAACAUGGAGCUGGUGCUGGUGGUACCAGAAACAUUUCAGGCAAUUCAUUGUUCCAUGAGAACCUCGAGAAGCGUUUGGCACAAUUACAUGAAAAAGAAGGCGCUUUACUCUUCACAUCUUGCUUUGUUGCUAAUGACUCGACACUUUUCACUUUGGCACGCGCAUUACCAUCAUGUCACAUCUUUUCUGAUGCCGGAAAUCAUGCAUCAAUGAUUCAAGGCAUUCGAAAUAGUAACGUUCCGAAGCAUAUCUUUCGUCAUAACGACCCAGCUCAUUUACGUGAAUUGUUGUCGAAAGUACCAAAAUCUGUGCCGAAAAUUGUCGCUUUUGAAACGGUUCAUUCAAUGACAGGAGCUGUUUGUCCAUUGGAAGAACUUUGCGACAUUGCGCAUGAACAUGGUGCUUUGACAUUUGUUGAUGAAGUUCAUGCUGUUGGACUUUAUGGUGAACAUGGUGCUGGUAUUGGUGAACGUGAUCAUCAAAUGCACAACAUGGACAUUAUUUCGGGGACAUUAGGAAAAGCUUUUGGAAAUGUUGGCGGUUAUAUUGCAUCAACUGCAAGAUUGAUUGACAUGGUUCGUUCGUAUGCUGCUGGUUUCAUUUUUACAACUUCUUUGCCGCCAACUGUUCUGGCUGGAGCUUUCAAGGCUGUUGAGAUUCUUGCUUCUGAAGAAGGUCGCGCUUUACGAGCACUUCAUCAAGAAAAUGUUCGCUAUUUACGUAACAAGUUGAAGUCUGAAGGUUUUCCAGUUGAACAUACACCUUCGCAUAUCAUUCCUGUUAAACUUGGAAAUCCUCAACACUGCACGCAAAUAUCUGAUAUGUUGAUUCAAGAAUUCGGACAUUAUGUGCAAGCCAUUAACUAUCCGACAGUUCCAAGAGGUGAAGAGAAGCUCCGUUUGGCACCAACUCCUUAUCAUACAAGUGAAAUGAUAGAUCAACUCGUUUCGGAUAUGAAAAUUGUUUGGAAUAUGCUUGGAUUGCCAUUGAAGGUCAAUGUAUGCCAAGAGGAAUGUGCAUUUUGCAAGAAGCCAUUGUUAUUCGACCACUUUGAAGCUCGCACACGCGGUGUUGGUGCCAAUUGUGGGCCAAAGCUCAACUGCGAAAUUCCAAACUGCCCUCAAAUCAUUGCAGUUAAUUGAAUAGUUGAGAAUUUUCAUAUUUUUCCAAUCAAAUUCAAAGCAGAAAUGUUAGGUUCAUUGAUUGAGAGUCUUAAAUAAUCGAAUUAAAUGGUAUCUUGGGAUCAUGUCUACAAUAAUCAUUAAUCUUUAAUCUUUCAUCACAUUCUGUCUAUGUGUUGGUUUUUCCUUUUCUUUAAUUUUCUUUUAAGUUAUUCAAUUUCAUUACUCAUGAAAUUUGCGCAAUGAAAAAGAAGAUCUUAUAAUAUUCUACAGGAUGAAAAGCUUUCAGUUUGGAAGAAGAUCAUAUUUUGAGUUAAACUCAAGAUGAAUCUUUGGACAAUAAAAAAAGUGAUUCAUUCGUAAUGAAAGUUGAUGUUUAAGCAAUUCAAAAGUCGAUGAAUUUUAUUUUUUGGAAUUUUAUUUGAUUUACAGAUAUUUCUGAUUAUUUGGCAGAUUUUUGUAAAACACAUUUUUCAAUCGUUAAAAAACAGCAAUUUUCUGAGAAAAGGAUCUAAUUGCUUAAGAUGUUAUGGAAUCUGCCAAACUAUCAUAAGAAUGUUCUGCAUUCUGUUGGAAUCGUUGCUAUCAUUGCAGUCUCCAUUAUUCUCUACUGCUGUUCUAGUGAAAAAUUUGUCACCACAUCGAGAAACUUUAAUUUUUUUUCCUUCAAUGAAACUGGGAGAAUUUUAUUGGCUACUCACAUUUAACACUCUCUAUGAUUGACUUUUAUACGAAGAUUACUUUAAAAAUUAAUACAAUAAAAAUUUAAGAUAUAAAAGAAAUGGAAAGCUUUUUGCAAAGUAAUUUUGGAACCAUCGAAAUUUGUAAACUUUCCACAUUUCCUCAUUAUUGAACUCAUCGAUUUAUCAUUUUCGUGAUUGGAAUUAAAUUAAAUUGUGAAAUUUAAGUGAAAUUUAACGAUCACAGAAUAAAAUCUUGAAGAAUUAAAGAAGAUAGAACAAGUAGGUAUAUUGCUAGCCAACAAUACUUUAAACAUAUGUAUUCAUAAUUUUCUUCUCAGGCCUAAUAAAGUUCCG